Sphenostylis stenocarpa is the source of this 2571-nucleotide messenger RNA. Lineage: Eukaryota; Viridiplantae; Streptophyta; Magnoliopsida; Fabales; Fabaceae. The record is from the annotation of a GenBank genome assembly.
AUGGAGGAAGAGGCUAAGGAUUCUGAGGAAGAGCGCGUAGAUUCUAAGCUGGGAAAAUCAGCGGGGAGAAAUCUAAAACAAAGCCCUCUUAGUUCAAAAUUUGGUACAGCUGCAACUCAUGGAUCUUCGAGAUCAGUAACAGAGGCAUCAAACGCCUUACCAGAUCUUACUGGUCCACGGGUUUUGCCAAAUAUCAAUAAUGGUGAAGACUCUUCGGCCACUACAGGAAACAAGAACAAAUCUUAUCAAGAACGGAGCUUUCCUAAUGUUCAUGACCCAACGAUAAGCGAUCAGACUCCUAAUAUUUCUAGAUAUUCUACAUUACGUCAAUCAUCUGACAAAUAUAUGAAGACAAAUGAGUCUAAGAAUGCUGAUUUUCCAAAGGCACUUGACUCCCGGGAUACUGGCAAUAUUGGAAAUUCAAAUCCAUUUGGUCAGCAAUUUGGUCUGCAUGAUAACGACAUGGAGUCUAAGAAGUUUGCAUCUGGAGUUGCACAUUCAAAUGAAAAGCCUAGCACUACAAGUUAUUUUAGGAAUAACCAAAGGGAAUUUUCUCUCUCGAGGAUCUUAGACGAAAGCUCAGGCAGAGAAAACAAAUGUGAAAACAGUAAGGCUGACGGGGCAAGUGAGCUUAUCAAAUCUACCAGGGUUGAAAAUUCUGGGAGACGAAAUGAUUUUACUGAAGAGGAUGAACCAAGUAGUAUAUUGCCUCAAAAGAGGGCAAAUGAAUCUUCUUUUACAAAAUUAAAAUCAAGAAAGGUGCCUUCUAAUUCAAAAAUCUUCAUCCAAUCAGCAAAUGGUAAAUCUCAAGGAUUAAAAGUGACAUCUCAGGUUGAUGAGCCACCCAAAGCUGAUGACUAUUUUUCUAAAGGCAAAGAUGGCAUAAAUAACUCAAACACUUGCUUAGUUUUGGAACCUGUUGGUUCUACCUCUAAUUCACUGGCAUUUGAUGAGCCUUUCUCCAGAAAUGCUACCCCAGAAUCUGCUCAGUGUGAUAAUGUCUGUCAGAAUUGUCCACAAACGGCAGUUCAGAACUUAAGUGAGCCUAAAAUCAAUGGCAAGCCUGAUGUCACAAGCUCUGGAUUGCGACAAGUUAACGGUAAUGAAGCAGGGAAACAUAAUGUCAUUAUAAAUAAUGGGUGUUCAUCACUGGGAAACAAAAGCUCAAAUAAUGUGGAAUCCGCUGGUUGUACUAACUUGGCUUUAAGCAAUGAAGAAUGUAAUAAGCUGGUUAGGAAAUCUCCCCGAAAGAAAUCAGUUGCCAUGAGAAAUUCAGGUUCUAAACCUAAAGUAGGUGCCAUUGCUAGAAAUAAAACAUCGCUUUGCUUGAAUAAAACUACCCUGCAAGGUGAAGGUGUAACUCUAUCCAGUGGAAGCAGAGAGAUUGGUGAUGCAAAGAUUCAUCAGGGAUGUCCCCAAAUCCGUAAUAUUAAGAAAACAAUGGAGAAAGAAGCAGUUCGUAAAAAUACAGUUGAUCCCUGUGACAGAGCUGAGUUUUUGGAGGAUGAAACCGAGGCUCCAGAUGAUAAAUGUAAAUUUGAGUUUGGAAUGGCACUAAAUGAAGAAUCAGUUCAUCUUUUGGAAAAGCCGAAUAGAGCAAAAGAAGAGAAGUCAGAAGCAAUUUGCCCUGCAACAAAAGUUGAAGAGGCAAUGCCUCCUAAGAAAGGCACACAUAAAACAGAAAAUCAGAAAACGGCUUCACUAGUAGUAAAGUACCAAACAAGGAAACGUGCUGCCGGUAAAGCCAAGGCCACUGUUAGUAAAUACGCAGAAGAUGUUGGUGACAGAACUGAGUUUUUGGAUGAUGAAGCCGAAGCUCCAGAUGACAAACGUGAAAAUAAGUUAGGAAUGGCACCUGAAGAAGUGGUUCGUCCUUUAAAAAAGCCAGAUAAAUCAACAGAAGAGAAGGCAGAAGCAAUUUGCCCUGCGACCAAAUGUGAAGAGGCAAUACCUCCUAAAAAAGGCACAAAUGAAACAGAAAAACAGAAGCCAUCUUCACUGGUAGUAAAGCAUCAAGCAAGAAAACGUCCUGCUGGUAAAGCCAAGGCUACAGUUGCCAAGGAAUUAUUGAAAUCUAAAGUGGAAGUAUCUAGGGAGAACAUUCUUAAUGAAACGGGGGAUGAGGCAGAGAUAGAAACCAUGGAAGAAAUGUCCCUUCCUGCUGAUAAACAUAACAACUCAGCCAUUGCAAGAAAGAAGUCAGAGAACUUAGUUGAAGAAGAUAAGGAGAAUAGACCAAUUGAUGGACUGCAGGAUUUAGUGGAGGGAAGAAGCGAUGGUAAUCCAACUAAUAAAUCUAAUGUCAUGCUGGCAAAAAUCAAGUCUACUAAAGUGGGACUCAGAUCUUCUAUAUCACAAUCAAAGACGAGAGUAAAAACUGAAGCGACUUGUUUUAUAUUAAGCGGGCACCGCCUGCAGAGAAAAGAGUUUCAGCAAGUCAUCAAGCGCUUAAAAGGAAGGGUUUGCCGGGAUUCUUCUCAUCAGUGGUCAUAUCAGGCGACACACUUCAUAGCUGCAGACCCCAUACGCAGGACCGAGAAAUUUUGUGCUGCGGCUGCAUCAGGAAGGUAA